AUGUCGUUGACACCGGAUCAAGUCAAGCUUAUCAAAGCAACUGUGCCUGUGUUAAAAGAGCAUGGCACCACAAUCACUGCCCACUUCUACGACCUACUUCUCAAGGAAAACCCUUCUUUGAAUGGCAUCUUCAACCAAACGAAUCAGAAGAAUGGACAUCAAGCUGGUGCAUUGGCUGGCAGCUUGUACGCAUACGCCUCGCACAUCGAUGACUUGGGUGUACUGUCUCCUGCUGUUGAGAAGAUUUGCCAUAAGCAUGCGAGUAUGUAUGUGCAACCCGAGCAUUACGAUGUUGUGGGAACAUAUCUGUUACGCUCCAUGGGUGAUGUGCUUGGUGAAGCAUUGACGCCUGAUAUUUUGGAGGCUUGGGGACAGGCUUAUUGGCAAUUGGCGAACAUCCAAGAAGACUCGCUAUACAAGUCUGCCGGUCCUUGGACAUCCUGGCGCGACUUCCGCAUUGCCAAAAAGGUUCCCGAGUCCGAGGAGAUUACAUCUUUCUACCUUUCUCCUGUGGAUGGAAAGCCAUUGCCUUCUUAUCUUCCUGGCCAAUACAUCAGCGUCGCCACCUCAGUUCCCUCACUCCACCAUGAUCAAAAUCGCCAAUACUCGCUCUCCACAGCGCCAUCUCCUGAUCAUUACCGCAUCAGUGUAAAGCGCGAAUCAGAAAUCACUCACCCAGCCUACAUCUCCAACAUCCUGCACUCCGACAAGAAAGAAGGAGAUAUCCUUCAAGUUUCGCAUCCUUACGGCGAGUUUUACGCCGAUCCCAAGGAAAACAGCAAAGCCGCUCUGGUCUUGAUUUCUGCGGGUGUGGGAAUCACUCCCAUGGUUUCUAUCCUCGAUACUUUCGUUCAAGAGAAGAAAGAUCGCAGGAUCAGUUUCAUCCAUGCGACGAGAUCGUCUGCUGUUCAAGCUUUUGGAUCUAAUGUCCGUGAUGCUAGUGCCAAAUACUCGCAUAUCACUUCUGUGGUUUUCAACAAGCAUCCCUCGACAGACAAAGAUUAUGACUUUGCUUGCCGCAUGGAUCUGGAUAAGCUGGACAAGGAAGGGGAUCUAUGUCUCAAUGACAAGCAAGCAACAUAUUACAUCUGUGGUCCUGGUGGCUUUAUGAGGGAUAUGGGAAACAAACUUCAGAGCUUCGGAGUCGAGGAACAGAGAAUCAAGUUGGAGAUUUUCGGCACGGGCAAUUUGUCGUAG
Aureobasidium vineae is the source of this 1197-nucleotide messenger RNA. The record is from the annotation of a GenBank genome assembly. Lineage: Eukaryota; Fungi; Ascomycota; Dothideomycetes; Dothideales; Saccotheciaceae.